This is a messenger RNA of Rana temporaria (common frog), 614 nucleotides long. It is a transcript of the gene SNRPD2, whose product is annotated as small nuclear ribonucleoprotein D2 polypeptide. Gene Ontology annotation, molecular function: RNA binding. Gene Ontology annotation, biological process: spliceosomal snRNP assembly; RNA splicing. NCBI's taxonomy places the organism in Eukaryota, Metazoa, Chordata, Amphibia, Anura, Ranidae. Bases 109 to 465 code for a protein of 118 amino acids. The transcript is spliced from 3 exons. The record is from RefSeq and is a predicted model, not a curated record. Gene Ontology annotation, cellular component: U1 snRNP; U4/U6 x U5 tri-snRNP complex; U2 snRNP.
UUCAGCGCGUCUCCAUAGAAACGGAAGUAUAUCGCUGACCCGGAAGCGGAAGUGACUGCGCAACACGAAGCGGCAACGUGAGGAAGAAAGAGAGAGUGAACUGCCAACAUGAGUCUCCUAAACAAGCCGAAGAGUGAGAUGACCCCGGAGGAGCUGCAGAAACGUGAGGAGGAGGAGUUUAACACAGGGCCCCUCUCUGUGCUCACCCAGUCUGUAAAGAACAACACACAGGUCCUUAUCAACUGCCGCAACAAUAAGAAGCUGCUGGGAAGGGUGAAGGCUUUUGACAGACACUGUAACAUGGUCCUGGAGAAUGUGAAGGAGAUGUGGACGGAGGUUCCGAAGAGCGGGAAGGGGAAGAAGAAAUCCAAACCCGUCAACAAGGACCGCUAUAUCUCCAAGAUGUUCCUGCGGGGGGACAGCGUCAUCGUCGUCCUCAGGAAUCCAUUGCUGGCUGGGAAGUGAGGACUCUUCCGGGACUCUCUUCUACACAUGGAGAGCCAGCAUGGAUGGGGGAGGGGAGGGGUUUAUGUGUUUCGGGUCCCCCCCGGGGCUGACACCUCGGGGAGGGCUCAGGUGUUUUCUAAUAAAGCGAAGUUGUCGUAUUCCUGUGG